AGGGCCCGCGAUGCUAUGCGUUCUUUGAGAGAUAAAUUUAGGUCUAAGAACCCCCACACGCCCAUUCCAGAGUACUUAGAAAUGCAAAACCUUGGCGUGCGGUCGGACUUAAUGGCGGACCUCAUCGAGGACCUAAGAGAGCGAUACCCAAAUAUAAACCUGGCUCUCUUAGACAUCCAAAUAGGAGAUAAAGGGCAGGUUCAAGUUAGAGAAUCGGGUAGGGAAAAAUGGCACAACCUGUAUCAAAGAAGGAAUUCCAGCCUGCUUAACAACCAGCUUCCAAAAGGAGUCACAAAUGCGCUUGGAGCACCCAACUUAACGAUACUAAGCACUUUGACAGAAAAGGAAACAGAAGCUGCUCAAAGGGCUUUCCGUAGAGGUCUUUCGAACCCUGCUAUGAAAAAUGCCCUCAGAUCCGCAAUCAGACUGCAAGAGGAGCAGCGGGUAAGACUCGAACAAUUAGAGACCGUCGAAGAGGAAAAAAGCAAACGACUUAAAGAACUUCCAAAAGAUAGCGACGCGACUGGAGGCUUAAUGAGAUACUUAGAGAAAAUAAGGGCUGAAAGGGAAGCACUUAAUAACGAAAUACAGGAAAAUAACAUAACCAUCGAUGACCUUACGCGACAACUUGAUAUGCUAACCAAAGAUGAGGGUGGCAUCCCUAAGCUCCUUGAUGAUUUCAGGGAGGAUAACAUAGCAUUACAAAGCAGAAUAGAAGAAUUGGAAGACGAAUUCAUGGAACAAAGAAAGUUAACCAUUAAGAGUCAUGCUGAUCAAAUUGCAGACUUCGAAGCUAGGUUAACUGAAAUGUCUAAUGAAAAGAAUGAGGCGAAGAGUAAGUUAAAGACCGCGAUAAAUGAAGCGGCGGGGAAAGACACGGAACUACAGCGCUUGGGACAAGAAUUAAUGGAGGCCGUCGACAGAGAAAGGCAAGUAAUGCUGGACAAGGCAGUGGCGGAGGAACAAAUGCGGCAACUUCAACAGGCCGUCGAAGACUUGGAGUACGAAAUAGAUCGACAACGGGAAAUAAUCGAAGAUCAAACUCGCCCUGAAGAAGAAAGGGAGGCAGCCCAAAAGGAA
This is a messenger RNA of Actinia tenebrosa (Australian red waratah sea anemone), 1080 nucleotides long. RefSeq names its product coiled-coil domain-containing protein 158-like. Lineage: Eukaryota; Metazoa; Cnidaria; Anthozoa; Actiniaria; Actiniidae. The record is from RefSeq and is a predicted model, not a curated record.